AUGGGCUUCGGCUGUCGAGCCACCCGUCGUUACCUGUCAAGCGGGCUACGUCGCCAGUCGUGGAUGCAGAAUACGGACAAAUUAGGAGAAGAAGCUAGUGAGGACCAACUUUCGGGACGGAUACACAUUCUGGGACUGGGAAAUGUGGGAAAUUUUGUUGCACAUUCAUUGGCGACCAGACCGUCUCGGCCGCCUAUGACUUUAAUGCUUCAUAACCCCCGCUUCUAUCAGUUGCUGGUGCAAAGGAGGAAUCGCAUUUCUCUCUUUACCAAUGGCUUAGAUGACAUCAAAACAGAAUUUGAUGUUAAUGUUCGGAGCAAUGAAGCAUGGUAUUCGUUGCCUUACUCGGCGCAGGUCGUUGACCGAGGAGGAGAACACGAGCUGAGUGAGAAGCUUCUAAAGAAAGCGGCUGAGGAGCAAUUGGCUCAUGCAGAGCGAGACGAUGGUCAUAUAGAGUGUCUGGUUGUCACCUGCAAGGCAACGGACACUGUUAGGGCCCUACUAAGUGUCAAAGAACGUCUAACACGAGAUUCGACCAUACUCUUUCUUCAGAAUGGCAUGGGACAAAUUGACGAGGUUAACGCAUCGGUUUUCCCCAAUCAGUCGGACCGCCCAAACUACAUGUCUGGUGUAAUCAGCCAUGGCUUGUUUCGCAAAGCACCGUUUCAUGUGGCCCACACUGGAAUUGGUUCCACGAUACUUAGCCCUUUACCACGCGGAGGUAUCGACCUUUCAGCGAAUCAUGGAUACGAUGUCGACUGGGCUCCGACAACCAAGUACUUGCUUCGCAGUUUGACUCUCGCACCAUCCCUUGUUGCCGUCGCGGUGACACCUUCCGAUCUUAUUCAAUAUCAGCUCGAAAAAUUGGCUACGAACUGUGUUAUCAACCCGCUAACGGCCAUUCUGGAUUGUCUCAACGGGGAGCCCCUCUACCACUUCAGUUUCUCCCGUGUCAUGCGAUUGCUACUUAUUGAAAUAUCGAGUGUUAUUUGUGCCCUGCCAGAAUUGCAAGGUGUUCCUGGAAUCGAGCAUCGUUUCUCCGUGGAGCGUCUGCGCCACAUCACUGUGAAACUGAUGAAUAAGACCGCAAAAAACAGCAGUUCCAUGCUGCAAGAUGUCCGGGCCAGAAGAAAUGUUGAGGUCAACUAUUUGAACGGCUACAUUGUGCGUAGGGGCGAAGAACUUGGGAUUAAAUGCACGCUGAACUAUAUGAUUAUGCACCUGCUCGCUGCUAGACGGGGAAUACUCAUGCAGAGAGAGGCGGAGGCAAUCCCUAUCAAGCAUCCCGCCAUUGAAUUUGGAGAAUCCUAA
Molecule: messenger RNA, 1311 nt
Organism: Monascus purpureus
Lineage: Eukaryota; Fungi; Ascomycota; Eurotiomycetes; Eurotiales; Aspergillaceae
Source: the annotation of a GenBank genome assembly